GGGCCCGCUCGGCUGGGAGCCGGCUGCGGCCUGCGGGGCACGGAGCUCAGCCCCCCCCCCCCGGUUCCUGCCUCCUCAGCCCCCCGGUACCUGCCUGCUCAGCCCCCGGGUAGCUGCCUCCUCGACUCCCGGCCCAGCUGGGAGGUGCGCCUGUAUGAGCGACGUGAUCCAGGUGCUUUACGCUCAGCUGGCUUGGAGGCCCUGUGAUGAGUUUGCAAGUUGGACCGUGUUUGGAUUAUCUGAAGGACUCCGUGUGGAAGGUGUUUGCACCCUCUUGAGCUGCCCUGUCUCCCACUGUGGCACCUUACACCCCUAGUUAAACCUGUUGUUCAGUUUUGCUUUUUAUUGCUCGGGAAGUUUCUUCAGAAGAAGAGGAAUGCAUUUCAUUUGCAGAGAGCAUAUGUUGAUUCACAUGUCACAUCUAGAGCUACUCUGUCAGAUGUUCUGAAGUUCCUGUUGGAGACCAUGCCAUCAUACCUGUGUACUCUCUUUGUGACUGCACCAUGCUGCAGAAGGGGAUCUGACUCAUGCCUGCCCUGCUUGGAGACCUGUUUGUGAGCACUCCUGUUUGCCAUUUGAAAGUUGCUUCUUCACAAGUGUACCACAUAACAAUUGCAAGCUUCUCUUCCAGAGAAGCCAGUGAUUUAUUCCAGCCAUGUCACUAGCUGAAGGGGUUUCACAGCCCUCUGACUCUGUGGACCUUUGUUAGUCACACUGAGAACUGGUGACCUACAACGUUAAUGUUGAGCGUGUUGUGUUUUAAGGUUUUGAGGAAAAUGCAGAGACGGCAUAGCAGCAACACUGACAACGCUCCUCCUGAAAGAAACCGGAGCCAAACAGUCAGUUCUGAAACAAGCGUGGAUGAAAGUGGAGUUUUUGAAAGUCUCAAGGCUGAAACUUCCUCUCCACAACAGCUGUUCUCGGGCCUGGCAGGUAUCCCGUCGGGUACCAUCACAGCCACGCCAUUCCAGUCAGGUUUGGUUCUGGGCUCUUCAGCGGGAGGUGGGGAAGUAUUCAUUCAGAUGCCAACCCCGAGGGAGGAAGGAAGCAGUCGUACGGAAGGAGCCCCGUUUCACCACCGGCAACAGUCCCAUCAUUUCCACCAUGGCCAUCACCGGGGUUCGUCCCUGCUGCACAUGGCUGGUGGGGACCGCCACGGGCAUGCCGAGGAAGGCAGUGAUGAACAGGCCGGGACUCCAGCCCCAGCUCUUUCAGAGUUAAAAGCUGUGAUCGGUUGGCUGCAGAAGGGACUUCCCUUCAUCUUGAUCCUCACGGCUAAAGUUUGUUUCCAGCAUAAGCUUGGGAUUGCUGUGUGCAUUGGUAUGGCCAGCACGUUCGCAUAUGCCAACUCAACACUCCGAGAACAGGUUGCUCUGAAGGAGAAAAGAUCAGUAUUGGUUGUCUUCUGGAUCCUGGCCUUUCUCACCGGAAACACCUUCUACUUGCUUUACACAUUCAGCUCCCAGCAGCUGUACAACAGCCUUAUAUUUCUGAAACCCAACCUUGAGAGACUGGACUUCUUUGACCUGAUGUGGAUUGUGGGGAUUACGGACUUUGUGCUGAAGUAUCUCACCAUUGCAUUGAAAUGCCUAAUUGUUGCCUUGCCUAAGAUCAUCCUAGCUGUCAAGUCAAAGGGAAAGUUUUAUUUGGUUAUUGAAGAGCUGAGCCAGUUGUUCCGAUCCCUUGUCCCCAUCCAGUUGUGGUAUAAAUACAUCAUGGGAGAUGACCCAUCCAGCAGCUACUUCCUAGGAGGGAUUCUGAUCAUCCUGUAUAGCCUCUGCAAGUCUUUUGACAUCUGUGGUCGUGUGGGAAGUGUCCGGAAGGCACUGAAAGUCCUUUGCACCCCACAGACCUAUGGAGUUCGUGCCACCAGCCAGCAGUGCAGUGAGGCAGGUGACAUCUGUGCCAUUUGCCAAGCAGAGUUCAGGGAACCUUUGAUCCUUAUGUGCCAGCAUGUGUUUUGUGAAGAAUGCCUCUGCCUCUGGUUUGACAGGGAGAAGACCUGUCCGCUUUGUCGUUCUGUCACAGUAGAAACCCUGCGUUGCUGGAAAGAUGGCACCACCUCUGCUCAUUUCCAGGUGUAUUAAAACCAACACAUACCAAUAAAUGGACUGACACGUGGAGAGAAGGAAGAGACAGAAAUCUGCUGAUCCUAUGCCCCUGUUUUAUUGCCUAGUGUUUCUUCCAGCUCUGUUUCUCCAAGAACCAAUGAACAACAAUUGUUACUAGCCAGAAGUUUUACCCUCAAAGGCAAGUGAGAUGUGUUUUGUGUUGUGGCAACCUCCAUGGCUAAGCUACAGCCAGGGUUUUUUCCUGAACUUACACGGUUAUAAACUGCUUGGUGUGUUUCCUUUUUUUCUGUCCUUUUAGUGUAUGUAAAUACUGCAUGUAUAAGGAGAGUGUACUGUCAAUUCACCACUGCACGUGUAUAACCUGGUGUACUAGAAAAAGGCUGUUGUUCUCUGGCUCAAACCAUGGGUGAGAUUUUUCACAUUAAAUGUCUCUAACUUCCCUGUAUCUGUAGCUUCAUAGAAUUACACAGUUGCUGCUACAUUACCUGUUCAGAACUCUUCCAAAAUACCACUUCAGAAUUGCAUGCCCAAAGAUUAUUUGGGGGUUGGAGAAAUGUAAUUUCUCAACAGCCCUGUUUUUAUAUUAAUUCCACAAAUUGUGUGUUGUCACCUUCAUGAAAAGACCAUGCUAGUGACGCUGGAAUUGACACUUGCUUUUCUUGGGAGUGUUUUUCCUCUUUAAUUUUCAUGAUCAGACUUUCUGAUUUCCUAGCAUCUGGGGAGAACCGUGGGAGGCAAGGAGAGAUUAAAGUUGGUUGAUUGGACUAUGUGAGAAGUUAAGGUCCUAAGCAAGACCAUCUCACAACUUAAAGUAUCUCAGUAUAGCCACUUGGGGCAAGGCUUACUGGCUUUAAAAUCCAGCACCCCUCAGCAUCCAGAACCUGUGUGGGUCCAAAACCAGAAGUGUACUCAUGCAGCACUGAGGCCACAUAGCGCUGUUGCUACCAGAAAGGCUGGGGCACCAGGAUACAGGGCCCCCUGGAGAGACAGGAUUUAGUGAGACUUAGUAGCUGGAGGGCAGAAUUAUACAGAAGCAGCUGCAUUGCUUCAGGAGCCAGCCUGGUUUAUACACAAGCUGGAUAAUCCACCUGUGAGGUGGAGACUUGAUUGUAACACCUCCUCUUCAGAAAAAGCUCUUUGAGGAGAUGCCUUGUAUUGUUAACAGGAGAAUUAACAUACUUGGUAGCUGAGAAAGAAGAGAUUGCUGCAAUUUCCAUCUCUACUGAGGGUGCUGCAGGAGCACUUGCAUGCAAAUUGAGUUGCUGUUCCUUUGCUGGAGCUUUCUCCAUCACUAAACAACCUCUGCUUUUUGCUGCAUGCCCAGAGAAAGUGCCUCAUUAGGCAACUGUGGCAUCUUCCAGUGCUCAUUGCUAUGGAAAUGGCCGUAAGGUUACAAUCCCACUUGAGUGGAUAAUCAGGAAGAACUGUACCUGGGGGAAAUGAGCCUGUGUGUGCAUACCGACUGCCUUCCCCUCCUGCCGUGAAACUCCACAGGGAGAAGAAUUAAAGCAAACAGGAGCUAAUGGUAACAGGAUUAAGGCUCAACAUUUCUUUGGAAAUAAUAGUUAAGUAUGGCUAGAGGAGAAAUGAUGAGAGGCAGAGCCUGAGCGGGGAAGAUAGUCCAAAUCUGGUCUGAGAGAUACAGGGAAAUAGAGAAGGAAUAGCUUUACUUUUCAUAACAAAGCAAUUUGAUUCUUGUCAAAUGGAUCCCAUGACAGUGGAGAACUGAGCCAAGGAAUCCAGUGGCUGUCUCCAGUGGUAAUAGACAUUCUGGGAUGGAGAAAGAGAGUUCGGGAAGGAAGAAAGUGAGGUUUUCAGUGGGCAUAAAAAUGUUGUUCUGCAUGAUAGUCUGGUAUAUUCACCGGGAAAAGGGAAAAUUCCUGUGUCUGCCAGCAGACUAAUUUAAUAUGAAAGUCUUCGGCUUCAGUUCUCAGUGCUAUGCCAAUUAAUUAAAAGGUUGGUAGUGUCUGCUUUUGAAAUGUUUGAAAAGCUACCUCUAAUUCUGAUGUUUUUCUAAAUGCUCCUGGAAAAUGUAUUUGGAGAGAGUAUGAAAAGGUCAGUAUGAGCCUAAAACUACAAGUAGCAUUUGUAGCACUGGUUCAACAUUAUUUAUUUAUUUAUUUUAGUUUAGUGAUAAAGAAGGAAGGUAAUCAACAAGAACACAUGGGGAAUAUGUUUUGCCAUUCUUAUAGUCCUUCUCUUUUUUUAUAUUUUUUCUUUAUUGGCCACUUUUUCCCAGUCAGCAAUCUGAGUAAGAGAGGACUGUCACAUACUUCAAACCCUUUGCUACAGCCCAAGGACUCGGAAAAGAUCUUGUGGUAAGACAUGAUACUAAUACACAGGGGAAGAAUUGCCCUGUACCUUGCAUGCUUGUGGUACCCAUGUAAGAAUCCCUGCACUGGCACCACAAUUUUUUGAAGAACUUCUACUGCUUUUCAUUUUCUUCAUCUCAGAGAUUCUUGAUUUUUGCUUUCCCCUCUAUCAUAAAGCAGCAUUCUGGUUCCCAUACAGAUGGCUGGCUCCUCUGGUGACUUGUUUCAGUGGUAUCUGACACCUGUGUGCAUGUAACUCAUUGCAGGGCCCCAUUUUCUUAAUACAACAGAAACUCAGGAAAGCUGCUGUUUGGCUAACCUUUCAGACAGAAGGCUUCUGUUGCUAUUUAGUGCGCUGUAUCAGUGACAAAAUGGAGCACUGUGAUCUGUAUGUGAGGCCUUCAGUCUGGGAAGAGCCUGUAUCUGAGAGGGCAUGAGUGCCUGAGACUCUGUGGACCAUCAAGAACUCCACCUCUCUAUUAAGAUUAAUUAGUGUUAAAUGUAAGGUGAAACUUUAUGCUGUGGAUAUUUAUUCUGGUGGAAGUUCAACAAAGAUCAAAUCUAAGUCCCACAAAAUUGAAGAAUUCACUAUAAGCCACUAUUAUGUAGCUGUUAAAUUAAAACAACAUCCUUCUGUCCCUAUUUUGGGGCCUGGACACUGUGGAAAUGACAGCUCUGUGGGGUCAGCAGUCUGCCAAACUCUCCCUCCUCAGCUAAGUUACGGUGAUGGUUUUGUCGGGCAGGAUAAUUCUACCCUCCUAAAACAUGACAUAUGACGUUAAGAUGUACAGGGGUGACAACUGAUGAGAAACUUCUGUUGAUUUCCAUGGGAAGACAGGGUUGUGAAAGGAAAUUAUUCUGUCAAAUUUUAGAGUGGAAAAUAAAAGCCGGAGCCUUUUUUGCCAUUUAACAGUAGUUUUUCUUUUUUUUAAUAAAGUCAUUAUAAAUAUGUACAAAGAGUCUCAACAUAUGAAAUUCCUUUUACAAAAGAGAAGCCACAUCCAACUAUAAACAGGAGACUUUGUGGAUUUGUAUCAACAGUAAGCAUAGGCUUUGCUCUUGCUUUUAUGAGGGUGGAAACUUGCACAGUGACUCUGCAAGAGUUUACAUCCAAAUAGUACUAAAUCAGUAAUGUGCAAGGAAUUGUGUAUUCACUGCAUUUCAUCAAUUUUAUUCUGUUAGAAAUGCAUCUGGGAGCAGACUGGAAUUUUUUCAGAUGUCCUAAGGAUUUAAGGUGAUGGGGAGAUUUCUUCUUGCAAUAAACUGCAGUUUUCAAAUUGUUUGGAAAGUUUAUGCUGUGAAUAUCCAUGAAAACUAAAUCCCAUUGUAGUUAGGUGGCAUCUGUAACCAAUAAUGCAUGGAGAUUGACAGUUCAAUACCCAGAAGCUUUCAGUGAAUAUUUGUCAAGCUCCAAAGUCACUUCCUUUAAAUAUUUAAAAACUUGUGAAAUUCAAGUACUCAAGUAUUUAUGCAGAGUGAACGCUGAAGAAGCGUGAUUGGAGUUAAGUGAAAAUUCACUCUUGUUUUCAAAUAAAUAUUGUCAGAAAAAAUAUUCACCUUUUUUUUUCAAUUUUGUAGUUUUGAAUUUAUCUUGCAGAUGGGGAAUGCAAAUUCUGUACCUUUGGAACAGUCAGCUUUUUCCCAAAACUGCUAAGGGCAGAGCUGUUGUUUGGAAGACCCAAAUUUGGGAGUGCAUUUGGAGUACAUACUGAUGGAGAUUCUUUUUAUGCAGGUGGAAUGUGGUUCAAGCCAGUAGGAUAGGCAGAGGGAAGAAGCACAGAAGUGUCUUAUGCCAGGCACAGGAAUAAAGCUGUACUGUGAGCAAAGAUAGCCCUUUGAAUUAAAAUGUCUUGCACAUUCAGACCAGCAUGGAAUUAGAAGAGCAAGGUAGAAGCAUCAUGUGAGGAUUCCUCUCCUCCACUCAGACUAGUGUUUUCCUAAGAUCAAGUCCUACCUUAUUUAGACUUCCCUAGGUUUUUGGAUUUUGAGUUCAUGUGGCCAGUGUCUCCUAACCUGUUGUACAGAGAGAGAGGAACAAUUUUAACUCAGCAUACAGAAAGCAGUGAACUUUCACAGUGUUACACUGAGGCAGAGAAUGAGGCUGAGUUUUGAAGCUUGGAUUCAAAAUCAAAUUUGCUCUAAGAACAGUUGUUAAGGUAUUGUUCAACCAGUUGUGGAGGUAGAAUAUAACCAGGAAGUUUUGGUGUGCCUACAAAAAAUGUGGGUUUCAUUUGGAGCCACAGGUAGUUUGUUACAUACACCCAGGCUUCUGCUACGAUUAUGGGCAGCUGUUUUCUCAAAACCAUUUGUAGAAAAAUGAAAAAUACAUAUUAAGGUAGAUGUGUUAUCCUGUCCUCACUGUUAGCCAUUUUGUACAUGGUACGGCAAAAUUUCAGAAAGGAUCCCCUUUGGUUUUGCUUCCCUUUUCUCCACUGCCUCCCAGAGGGAGAUUCUCCUCUGCCUGUUCAACCUCCAAGGGCUAAUGGCAAUAGCAGCAUCGAACAAAUUGUUUCAUCUUACGAGGCAGCAGGGAAAGUGCCUGGUGCCAAGGUGUUUGUGGAUAUAGAAUCUGCACCAGUUUAACUAAAUCUGCUUCUAAUCAUUUCCAGCAGAAGAUACAGCUUCUGCUUUUGCACUGAAGUUAUAAUUUUAGCAUGGUAUAGAAAAAAAAAAAACAAAUUCACAAAUCAGAUUAAACUGAUUUAACAAGUGUUUCUGAUUUUAGUAAAUUGCUUUAGUAAUGGGCUUAGCUAAAUUAGGAUAAUUUCUGCAUGCCUACAUGCUCUAAAACAGAAGCAUGAUGGGUUUCUCAUUCCUCAUCACUAGCAACUCAUUGAUUUGGGUGAUUUGCUCUAUGUUUUUAUUGGGUAAUGCUUGUCCUAGGAGGCAUUGCUGUUCUUGUACAACAUAAGGGGUAGAACUGGUCCCAUUCCAUAUUUUCUUACCUACAGAAAAUAAUUCUAAGAAGGAAUCUGGAAUCAAUAGACUAAAUUCUGUCCUGGGUGUAACGCAGCUGUCUGUAAUCAGACAGUGGUGAUAGCCUAGAAUUAAUUUGGCCAAGUGACUUCUUUAACAGUCAGGGGAGAGGAACUGAUUAGUGGUCCAUGCUGUACUGCUUUUUUAACUUGAAAUAUGAAAUUCCAAUAUGUGAUAGGAGCUAUCUUGGUGGAGUGCUGCUUUAAAAAUUAAUAAAGACUUUCCUCACAGCCACAUUAUGCAGUGUUCUAUAUAGACUAUGAUCUCAUAACCUCCUCCUCUGGCUUGCACACGCACCGUCUGCUGAAACCUAAGAUGAGGUCUUUUUUUUCAUUUAGAGAGCACUCCCCAGUCUUCACCGAGGCACAACUGCGAAGCUAAUCAAAAUCAAUGACUUCUUGGCUGCUGAAAAAAAAAAAAAAAAAAAGGAGAGAGAAAGAGAGGAACUGUGCUGGUUUCCUACCCAUGAGGAAGGUACAGAAACCCCCCACCACCUCACACAGCUGUUGCGAUGCAGUAUGAACAGCACUAGGGGAGUAUACAGCAUGCUUUCUUUUCUAGUACAAACAUCAACCAGGGUUAAAUCAGGUAUUUUAAAAAGGAUAAAAACACCCCUUUUCAAAAAAUGGAGGCAUUCAAGAAUAGCAAUUAUACCAGAAAAUGUAAGGCUUUGACAAAUACAUACCCUCUAUUAAGUAAUUCCAUUUAUGUACAGUGAAUGCUAGCUAUAAAGUGCUGGUAAGCUGUUUCUCUAGCAAAGCUUGCUUGACCCAGCAACUAAUAGAUGAAAGUCUCCAAAAGUUAACCCUUGGUUCACAUCAAACAUCCCAUUUAGAACUACAAAAGUGAAGCAAAUCAGGAUUAAAGCAGGAUCUGGAGUCUGUUCCUGCUCUUGUUUAUACUUGGGAAGCACCAUAGAUUUGGUUCUUAUUUCAUGAGAGUAACAACAGGCAUCAUGCCUUCUGCCAUUGUGGUGAAUGUUGGGAACAACCAAGGAAGAGGCUGGUUCCCUGGGAGUUCUGUUUUGUUUUGUUUGGUUUUGGUUUGGUUCGGUUGCUUGUUUUUCAGAAAAGCUUGUCCAUGGUGAGUUAGGACUCAGGAAGAUUAGCCAAUCACUUCGUGCUCAGGUUGGUCACUGAUUUAAGGGGCUUUCCCAAAGGGAUAAGAACAGAACUUUCUUUUUUCUUUCCUUUGCUGUGUGCUGUAGUGUUUCAGGGGAACUGCCUCUUUGGGAAAAAAUGCUGCAAGAAGUCUCAAGGCUGCAAGCCCAAAUAGCCAGCAUUGCAGGAAAAAACAGUGGUAGUGCAAACCGUAUGCACAGAAGAUGCAAGGGAAAAGUAAUGCACAUUCUAGGUUAGUAGUUUAUUAAAACAUUCAGAUCUCAGGAGCUAACAGUAAUUGUUAAGGGUGAGGAAAUGUGGGAGAGCCCUCAUACUUGAAACUGAGAAAUGUAAGCUAGCUCCUCUGUUGGCUGCGUUGUCAAAAGGCUACCUCCGUGUAUGGGGUACACACACAGGGUGAGAGAAGGGGUAAAGGGAAGGCCCCCUUCAGGUUAUGUGUCCUCUAUAGCAAAAUUAUGCAUCCAGUCUUCCCAAUCAAUUAUUUUCUGUUCAAAUUUGACUAUUGUGCAAUACAGGAACACACAAGUUCGCUUCCUUGUUUGAGUGAUUUGCAGAAGAUUGUAUUUUUAAGACUAUGCCUGAUCCAGCAAUCACUAAUCCAGCACUUGCAACCCUGCUGAAAUCAGCUGAGGCUCCUCCAUUUGCUAGAAGAAUUCUUAUUCUGAUCAGAGACUGAGCCAGGAAGGAAUACAGGAUGCCUAGUAUUAGUGAGCAUCAGGCCAAAAAUGGUAGAAAAAUGUUUUAUCGGUGGAUGUAGUCCCUGUGGUUCUGAGGCCAUCCAAACUCUAUCAAUAGACAAAAUACACUUAGCUACAUGAUCCCUCCCACCACUGCACAUAAAAUAAAGUAGGGCAAGGUUAUUCAUUAGCAACAAUUUGCUCUUUCAGCGUAGCCCUUUCUGCUGUUUGUGAAUUGACUUGGAUCAAUAAUUCCCAUGAAUAUGUGUGCAGGUGCCCAAAACACAUUGGUGAAUAUUUGAUAAAGAGAGAAUUUAGCUUUUAGAUUGCUUAGAAACAUUUCUCCUGCAGUAGUCAAAAAUGCGAAGUUUGACUGGGACAUAGCAACUGCUCGGUUUGUUCCUUGAUUGGGCAGGGGUUAGAAAGUAUUUUUAAAAGACAAGGAGCCAAACUUUGGAAACUGGAAUCUUGACAUCCCUUUAUGCCUUUGAAAAUUCACCCCUGCCAUGUGAAGGUUAAUUUUGUGCUGCAAAUAUCUGAAGCCAGGAAAAAUGUUUCUAAAACAUGUGCCUAAGAAUUACCGUAAAUAGCUUCUGGAAGGUAUCCUGAAUCUGACAGGUAGUUUUGGCUGCAAGAAAAAAAGUGCUCAGUACUAGGCUGGGAAAAGCCUCUUGAUUUCUAAGGACAAGUUCUCCUAUUAUCCUCUAGUCUCUUGAUUAGUCUAGAUAUAGUUCUUUUCUAUAGGUCUUUUCUUCAAAUCCUGGUUGACAGGAUUUGAGACCACUUCAGUCAGCAUCCAGGAGAACACCCAGCUCCAGAGCUGUAGAAGAUUCUGCAUUAGCAGAUCUGACAUGUACACUGCAGUGAAAGGAGCUGGUGUGUCUUUGCCACCUCAGCGAAUGCUGCUUCCCAAGCUCGGAACUGACAAAAGAAAAAGAACUGCCCCAAAGAAAAUUAGUUUUAUAUAGUUCUGGGCUAAAUUACUUUUCUGUCUUAAUUUAUGCAGAGGUUGAAAGAAAGAAAAAAAAAUAGCACCUUCUUGAACAAGUAUUAUUUUUUGCUAUCUUGUGUAUAAAUAUCAAUAACCAAAAUAGAUUUCUCCUUGUCCCAUGUUUCAGAACAUCCUCUUGGGGAAACUGUAGCACCACAAAGAGGCAGUUUAGCCCCAGACAAAUAGUAAAUGUAGCACCAGAGAAACAAAAGUCUUAAGAAAAGCUUAUCUCACCUGGUGCUAUAGCGCUUAAUAUAUACACACACAAACUGUCUGUUGUCCAAGCUGCUAAGCACCUCUUCCUCCGCCACCAAGGCUAGAACAUGCCCGCUUUGCAGCGAGUUUGGUCAAGGUAUUACUUAACUCUGGAUGUAUAGAUAAUUUUUCAUCCUGCUGCAUUGAAAGGGACAUUUAUGUCACCACAAACAAGGUGCAGUGGAGAAAAUGCUAGCAUUACAGCAAGGACAUCACUAAUCUUUUGACUCAGACUGCAGGAGCACGAAUGCUCAGACCACCAUCAUCUACAAGGAAUGUUGCUUACGUUCUCAACAAGGCAUGCACGUUUUAACGUAUGCAUACAGGAGGGUUUACAUUCUUCUAUAUAUAAGCAUGUAUGUGUCUCUGUUUUGCUGCUGGGCCCUUGAACAGCUCCUUCAGUGCAAAUCCUUCUUCACGUUGCCCAAAGCACUUCCAACAUCUUCCACUUCUUUCUUUAUCUCCACUCUUCACAGCUGCUGCUCAGGCUCUGGAUUCCCUGUAGGAAAAGGGGAAACAAUUUCUCCAAGGGCACAGGGUUUCCUCCAGCCUAAGAAAGCAAAAGAAUUGUGUUUGGUUUUAAUUAUAUUGAUGCAUUGGUUACAAUAAAAGCUUCUUUUAAAUUUA
Anas platyrhynchos (mallard) is the source of this 11031-nucleotide messenger RNA. It is a transcript of the gene RNFT2, whose product is annotated as ring finger protein, transmembrane 2. Lineage: Eukaryota; Metazoa; Chordata; Aves; Anseriformes; Anatidae. The record is from RefSeq and is a predicted model, not a curated record. Gene Ontology annotation, biological process: positive regulation of ERAD pathway. Gene Ontology annotation, molecular function: ubiquitin protein ligase activity.